Syzygium oleosum is the source of this 1287-nucleotide messenger RNA. RefSeq lists its product as uncharacterized. The coding region runs from base 205 to 978 and encodes 257 amino acids. NCBI's taxonomy places the organism in Eukaryota, Viridiplantae, Streptophyta, Magnoliopsida, Myrtales, Myrtaceae. The record is from RefSeq and is a predicted model, not a curated record. The transcript is spliced from 8 exons.
UCUUCCAAGCCGCGUGCAUAUUCUAUUGGUUUUCUCGGGGAGAUAAAGCAAGCCGAUUUGAACAGAACGAGGGACGACCUGUGGUCUCUGUCCAUACCCAUCUCCGAAUUCAUCUCUCUUGGAAAUCGAUUUGCAGCUUCUCCUUGAGUCUCUGCAUAGAAGCAGCAAGAUUCUUGAUUAGCGUUUGAGUUUCCGCCAGAAGUCAUGCCGUCUCAGGAGUACAUGGACAAGCUGCAGGUCCGGCAAAGCUACCGGAACCUGUGGCACACUGAUCUGAUGCACACCAUUCAAGCUGAUACUGGCUAUUGCUGCUUUGCCUUUUGGUGUGCACCAUGUGCUUCAUACUUGCUCCGUAAAAGAGCCCUUUACAAUGACAUGUCGAGGUAUGUCUGUUGUGCUGGUUACAUGCCAUGUAGUGGUAGAUGUGGAGAGAGUCGAUGCCCCGAGUUUUGUCUCUGCACUGAGGUUUUUCUCUGCUUCGGAAAUUCGGUGGCCUCCACUCGCUUUUUGUUGCAAGAUGAGUUCAACAUACAGACUACACAAUGUGACAACUGUAUCAUUGGCUUUAUGUUCUGCCUCCAACAACUUGCCUGUAUAUUCUCAAUAGUUGCUAUGAUAGUUGGGAGUGAAGAAAUUUCAGAGGCUUCUCAGUUGCUAAACUUGUUGUCUGAUAUGGUUUAUUGCACGGUCUGUGCUUGCAUGCAGACACAACACAAGGUUGAGAUGGACAAACGAGACGGCCUGUUUGGUGACCGACCCAUGGCCGUGCCUCCUGUUCAGCAGAUGUCCCGCAUUGAUCAGCCUAUUCCUCCCUCAGCCGGCUAUCCACCUCCGCCGCCACUGCAGGCUUACAGCUAUCCACCUCCCACUCAGGGCUAUCCCGCUCCUAAUUAUCCUCCCGCAGGUUAUCCUCCCGCUGGUUAUCCUCCGCCUGGGUAUCCGCCUGCUGGCUAUCCACCUGCCGGCUAUCCAAAGUGAUCCAUUUCUCUGCCUUAAACAUUGAUAUACAGUUUCGCUGAUGUUCUCAUGUCGCUGUGAGUCAUGUGCACUACGGUUGGGUAGACAAGUGUAUACUUGGUGCGGGUAUUUUGUUUCAGCAUUGCUUUCUUGUGGCCUCUUAAUGCAGCGGUAUAUACACAGGAUUGCGUGGUUUUUGCUGUUUCAUCUUGUUCGGACUUGUUAUCUGAAUGCCUUUUCUUCUUGUCCGUCUAUGAACCAUAAUAUGUCCAUUAAAAGUACCCCUUGACUAUAUUUGAACAUAUGAUCUAUUAUUUCAUCACUUGCAAA